AGUGAAAAAAUAAUUUAUAUUUGAUAUGCCUCCUAUAAGACGAAGCAAUUUAGGUAAAAGAACCAGAAAUGCUACAAACCAAGCUAAUUACCGAUCUAAUUCACAAACGCGUGAAGCGCGAGCAAGUUUGAAUCGAGCUGCUUUUAGUUACGAUGUGUCAAUUGACUACAGUAACUACCAAUGUGUUGUUAUUGGUUCUAUGAACUCGGUUUGCUCACACUGUAAGGCAUUAAAAUACAAAAACGAAGCCAAUGGAUUGUGUUGCGCAAAUGGUAAAGUGAAAUUGAUACCAUUGGAUCCACCACCAGAACCAUUGUACUCAUUGGUUUCAGGAAUAGGAACAGAUUCUAUACACUUUUUGACAAAUAUCCAACAAUAUAACAAUUGCUUUCAAAUGACUUCAUUUGGGGCAACAAAUGUAGUUCGGGAAAAUUUUAUGCCAACUUUCAAGAUACAAGGGCAAAUAUAUCAUAGAGCAGGUUCACUGUUACCAGUGUCAGAUAGCGACAACAAAUUCCUGCAAAUUUAUUUUAUGGGCAAUUCACCACAAGAAAUUGAUCUGCGUUGUGCACAUAACAAUUUAGUAAAGAGGUCUAUUGUAGAACAAUUACAAACUUUAUUUCAUCAGCACAAUCAAUUGAUUAUAUUGUUUAAAACUGCCCUGGAUCUGAUGCCAUCCGAUAAUCACAAAAUUGUAAUCAGAGCUGAUAAAACACCUGCAGGUCAACAUACAAGACGUUUUAAUGCACCAACUAUUGAUGAAGUUGCUAUCGUUGUAGUUGGAGAAAACUUGGAAUCCCGUGAUAUUAAAAUAUUAAAUAUUAAACAUGUCAAAGUACUUCAUUUAAGCAAGAAUAUGCGUGUCGAGUUGCAAAAUGACCAAUCUGGAAACAUAUUCUCUAAACAACUCAUUGACAUUGGUAAUGGCAAAUUUCCUAUAGACAUGUUGACUGGCUGCAUUAACUUUCCUCUAAGUUUUUGUCAGUUAACUCGAUCAAAAGAUGAACUUAUUCAGAAGGUGUUUCCAGAUGUUUCUCAAAAUUACAGAAACCAUGAUUGGUUGAGCGAACGAGCUAUACUGGCUGCAAAAAACAUAGAUGUAAAUGAAUUAAAUUUCAAAAUUCAAGAACAAAUUACAGGCGAAUUGAUGAUAUAUAAAUCAGUUGAUUCGGCUACUAAUCAAGAUGAUGUAGUCAACUAUCCACCGGAAUUUUUAAACUCGCUGGAUUUGGCAGGAUUGCCACCUCACAAUCUUCAAUUAAAGGUUGGAUCGGUGGUUAUAAUGUUGCGAAAUAUCAACCAACCGCGUCUUUGCAACGGUACACGGUUAGCGAUAAAAAAAUUACUAAACAAUGUGAUAGAAGCAACUAUACUCAAAGGAAAGUAUAAAGGAGAAGAUGUUCUCAUACCGCGCAUCCCAAUGAUUCCGACUGAUGUGCCAUUUGAGUUUAAACGACUACAGUUUCCAGUGCGUCUUGCUUUUGCUAUGACUAUAAACAAGUCCCAGGGGCAAUCAUUAAGUGUUUGUGGUAUUAAUCUAGAAAACCCAUGUUUCUCACAUGGUCAAUUGUAUGUUGCCUGUUCCCGUGUUGGAAAACCAUCAGAUUUGUUUAUCUAUGCGCCAGGUAAUCAAACAAGAAACAUCGUAUACCACAAAGUACUACAAUGAUAAUAAUAAUAAUUAUGAUUCACAUGAUUAACAAUAA
Messenger RNA from Aphis gossypii (cotton aphid), 1706 nucleotides. RefSeq lists its product as uncharacterized. Lineage: Eukaryota; Metazoa; Arthropoda; Insecta; Hemiptera; Aphididae. The transcript is spliced from 2 exons. The record is from RefSeq and is a predicted model, not a curated record. Bases 26 to 1669 code for a protein of 547 amino acids.